Molecule: messenger RNA, 2039 nt
Organism: Sardina pilchardus (European sardine)
Lineage: Eukaryota; Metazoa; Chordata; Actinopteri; Clupeiformes; Clupeidae
Gene: fgf19
Product: fibroblast growth factor 19
Exons: 3
Coding region: 77-724 (215 amino acids)
Biological process (GO): cell differentiation; fibroblast growth factor receptor signaling pathway; positive regulation of cell population proliferation
Cellular component (GO): cytoplasm; extracellular region
Molecular function (GO): fibroblast growth factor receptor binding; growth factor activity
Source: RefSeq, a predicted model, not a curated record
CUCACUCGAAUGAAAGUCAGUUGCAUUUUGGAGGCAGUUAACUUAAGUUAAUUACAUUUCUAGGGAUUCCUCAGUUAUGCAAAUGAUGAUGCCCUUAACACUGUGCUGUAUUAAUAUUAUUCAGGCAUUGACGGUAAUGUCAAUCCCUUUGCCUGACUCCGGACCACAUUUGGGAAAUGACUGGACACAGCCUAUCAGGCUAAAGCAUCUAUAUGCUGCCAGAGACGGACUUCAUCUUCAAAUUAGAAGGGAUGGAAGAGUGGAUGGAUCCCCUCAACAAAGUGCUCUCAGCUUGAUGGAAAUACGUCCGGUUGAUAACGGCUGCGUGGCCAUCAAAGGAAUCGCGAGUUCUAAGUUCUUGUGCUUGGAGAGAGAUGGAAGAUUGUAUGGAUCUUACAGUUAUGUGAGAGAUGACUGCACUUUUGUUGAGCAGAUUCGUCCAGACGGAUACAACGUCUACAUUUCCAGCAAGCAUGGCACCCUGUUAAGCCUGAGUGUGAGGACCAGUAGCCAGGCCCAUGGUCAUGAAAAGGGCCUCAGCACUCAUGCACAGUUCCUUCCCAUGAACAACAAUUUGAAACAUUCACAAAUCCCCCACCGUGACUCAGUCUCUCUCUCUGAGCACCAUCAGGACACCCCAUCAAACCUGCAAAUAGACAGCAUGGACCCUUUUGGAAAGGUUUCUCAGAUCUACAUACAGAGCCCUAGUUUCAACAAAAGAUGACCACUCCGGAGUAUUGUUUCAUACAAUAUUCAAGCAUUCCAAAUAUGAACAAUGGAAGGGAAUACGUGCUCUGAUUCAGAUAAAAGAGAGCUGGACUGAGAACAUUCCAGUUGGGCAUUUGAAUAUUGCAGACUGGGACUCCAAGUGAAUGACUCCAGUGUAUUAAUAUUAGCUUGGAUGUUAAGACAUAGAUCAUUUCUCAGGGUUUUUACUGUAUUUUAGAAGUGCUGUUAUUUUCCCCUACUGUAUGCUUCAUAAGGUAAAUUCCCAUAAUUUCCGCAUGUACUGAAAUGAGCAGUUCGUCAUCUUGUUUGUUGUCUGAUUAUUUGUUUUUAUACAUUUUGUUGGCCUGAUUGAUUGAGAUGCAGGUCUUGUGCAUGUUUGAUGGAUAUUAAGAUGUACAGUAUGCUACAUUUUCAAAAAUACAGGGUUACAUGGUUCAUUGUCAGCCAUAACAUUUUCUAACAUAUUUAAAGGUUCAGUCUGCAUAUAACAGACCUAUGGGUUUUUUUGUCAGAUUUGGCUAAUUGUUCCUACUAGUGUUGUUAAUGGUUGUACGUUCUGUGAAUGUCUUCUAAUUAAGAAACCUAAGGGGGCGAUUGUGCUCUGGCAUGGUACAAGUGAACUGUGAGUACGCCUUCAGUCUGUCCUUUUGCAAAAAUGACAUAUACACCGUAAACUGCCCAUGUGUUUUUGUCUUCAGUUGUAAAUUGAUGAUUCUAUUCGAGAUGAAUGAAGGAUAAAUAUGAUGUAACAUGUAACACUAGCUUUGGUAAGACAUGAUAAAAGCACCAUAAUGUAACCAAAUCUGGUUAUACUGCAAUGCUUUACACUCUUUUUUGAUGUAAAGCCUUAUACAAUGAUUAACACUGAACCACAUUUUAAUAGGCUAUUACAACUGCUGGUAAGCUGUGUUUUAUUUCAUUGACUCUUGUUAUGUGUGCUAAGUUUGGUUCCAUAUGGAAUUGUAGAAAUGCAUUUUAAAAAUUCUGUUUAAGGGGGGGGGGGGUGGUAACUGAUGGUAGCAGUUUUCUAAUGAGCUGGUCUCUGAUCAUGAGGUUCUAGAUUAAAAAAAAUCUGUUUCACUAUACGUGUUUUUGAAACAGGGUUCCCACGGUCAUGGAAUUUCUGGAUUAUCAUGGAAUUUUGUCACAUAAAAAGUCAUGGAAUUGUAUCAUUUUUGGGACAAAGUCUUGGAAUAUCAGGGAAUUUAGUUGUAGCAGUUUAAAAUGUACUUUCCAAAAUAUGUAAUACAAAUAUACUGUAUCUCCAUGCAGAAUUAGUAUGUACAGUAUUUGCUUCACUGCUUGCUUGA